AUGAGUGCCCCUCAGCUCAAUAAGCUCGCGGCGAACAGCCCGUCCCGCCAGAAACCCUCGGAGCUGGAGACCGCCAUUGCUGGCGCUCUUUACGACCUCGAGACGAACACUGCCGACCUCAAGGUCGCCCUCCGGCCUCUGCAGUUCGUGUCUGCCCGCGAGAUCGAAGUUGGCCACGGCAAGAAGGCGAUUGUCAUCUUUGUCCCCGUCCCUUCCCUGCAGGGCUUCCACAGAGUCCAGCAGCGCCUGACUCGCGAGCUCGAGAAGAAGUUCUCUGACCGCCACGUCCUGAUCCUCGCUUCGCGCCGCAUUCUCCCCCGCCCCAAGCGGUCCACCCGCUCGCGCAACACUGCCACGCAGAAGCGCCCCCGCUCGCGCACCCUCACUGCUGUGCACGAUGCCAUCCUGACCGACCUCGUCUACCCCGUCGAGAUUGUCGGCAAGCGUCUCCGCACCAAGGAGGACGGCUCCAAGACCCUCAAGGUCAUCCUUGACGAGAAGGAGCGUGGCGGUGUGGACUACAGACUCGACACCUACUCCGAGGUCUACAAGCGCCUCACUGGCCGUGGCGUCAUUUUCGAGUUCCCCCAGACCGGUGCCACUGACUAUUAG
Lasiosphaeria miniovina is the source of this 612-nucleotide messenger RNA. Its product is annotated as ribosomal protein S7e. Lineage: Eukaryota; Fungi; Ascomycota; Sordariomycetes; Sordariales; Lasiosphaeriaceae. The record is from RefSeq and is a predicted model, not a curated record. The transcript has 3 exons. Gene Ontology annotation, cellular component: ribosome; 90S preribosome; cytosolic small ribosomal subunit. Gene Ontology annotation, molecular function: structural constituent of ribosome. Gene Ontology annotation, biological process: ribosomal small subunit biogenesis; translation; rRNA processing. The coding region runs from base 1 to 612 and encodes 203 amino acids.